AGGAAUCCAGAUUAUUUUAUUUUAGAAAUCAGACAGCGAUGUGCGCUAGACCACACACACGAACUAUUCUUUUCUUCUUCGUCGGUUUGUUUCAGGCAGGAUGCUUCCCAAGAUGCACUGCUGCCCACAGAUGCACCGUGGACUGGCGCUUCCUAUUGGUGCGGACGGGCGCCAUCUUAGAUGGUUCUUCAUUCGCCUCCAGUGAAUUCAUUUCUACUGAAGAAGGUUGCAGGUUCGAUCCCAGCUCCGGACAGAGAAUUCUGCUGUUGUGUCCUUGGGCAAGACACUUAACCCACCUUGCCUGCUGAUGGUGGUCGGAAGGACCGGUGGCGCCUGUGCUCGGCAGCCUCACCUCUGUCAGUGCGCCCCAGGGCAGCUGUAGCUACAUCGUAGCUCAUCACCAUCAGUGUGUGAGUGGAUGAAUGGUACACUAGUGUAAAGCGCUUUGGAGUACUUACUCUGAGAGGCCGCUAUACAAGUGCGGGUCAUUUAUCAUUUAUUUAAAGUGACAAUGUGUAGUUCUCCAUUAAUCUCUGGAAAUAUCCAUCAAAUGUUGUUGUAAACUAAUUAAAAGAUGCCCAGUUGUUGAAAAAUACAGGAAAUUUCAUAACAUAUAACUGUAAAAAUCUGUUCUGAAAUACAUAGGAGCAGGUCUAAGGGUGGUUCUCAAUGCCAAGGAACUUUGCCUUGAUGUCUUGGCCCCACCCUUGCCUAGGAGAUACGUCACCAGGAACCGCCAAGGCUUGUUCCAAUGUUCUACAGAGAUGGAACAUCCAACUUUUAUAAAGGCCAACAAUGGGACCCUGAUCCUCAGGGCCUCAGAUGAGGCAAAGGCUGUGGGACCCCAGAGGCAGGGGUACAGGGCCAAGCAGCCAGAGGAGGUGGAGGUGGAGGCAAGGGCCCACGUCGCCAGCGAGGGUAGCGAUGUCAACAACGCCACCGUCGUGCUAAGCCGGUGGAAGGUCCAGUUUGGGACCUACCAGGGCAAGACUUUCCACUGGCUCCUGCAGAACGACGUGAGCUACGCCGUGAUGGUGGUGGCUUCUCACCAGAAGGAGCGAGAGGGGACAGGCUCUCAGUCCCCUCUGAUGGCCAACAAGGUUUGUCAACUAUCUAAGAAGGACGGCGCCAGCUCCAGGCUCGCAGAUGGAGAACGCCGUCCGCUACGUGAGGAAGAGGGACAGAGGGUGCUACCACUGCUGCUGCCGCCACCACCUCUACCCCAGUGGCUGCAUCCUCCUCCAGCUGCAGCAGAGUGUCUGUCUGUCCUUCCUACCAGGGGCCGAAGGCUGCAUCUCAAUUUGCAGCCUUUGUGUCUGGGCGGCGUUCUCUGUCUGCGGUGGAAAUGCAGGCAAAACUGAAAAAGAUGGUGGCCCCUAAGCCUGCAUUUCCACCCUCCUCAAGACCAGCUCGUCCACCCACAGCAUCUGGGGAGCCCAGUGAUUAAGAGCUGGUCCAGGCGGUAGUUGACCAAGGGCAACCUUCUGGAGUACAGGCACCUCUCCCGCUCCCUCCUCCUCCUCCUUCUCCGCCGCCUCCUGUGGCUGCAAAAAAACCAUCUGCGGGACGGGAGGAACCGACAGAUGAGGAACUCCUGGAGGCCACGCAGGAAUCUCCAGCGCUCCCUGCUGCAGUCCUCCCUCCCCCACCUCCUGCUGCCAGCUCUAAGGUUCAGCCAUAGACAGAAAGGGUGGGAGAAAGGUGUGCUGGAGCAGGGAACUGGUUCUGUUUCUGCUCCAACUUUCUCCCACCGGCCCAUCCCUUCUGCGAAAGGGCUGUCCUCCGAACAGGUGGGAAGAGGACAGCCCAUUAAAUACAACCUCCCUGAGGAGCAACAGCCAGGUCCUUCCUCCAGGGGACUGCCGCCGCCACCAUUACCUCCACCAGCUGCAACCUCCCUCCUCCUUCUGCUCAGAGCCUGCACGUCAUUCAUCUAUUCCUGGGAUCCACUCCGCUGACUCCUCCUGUUCUGACUGUACCAAGGACAACAGCAUUUAGGAGGAGGAAGGCAGCGGAGGCAGCUGCUGCUGCUGGCGUGCAGGCUCCACCAUCGAAGACAGCCCGCCAGCAGUUCACCUGCAGCAAAUGCGGUCAGCCCAAGCGGCUGGACACUAGCCACACCUGCAUUGCAGGUGUGUCCUACUGUUCAUCUGUUGGCAGAAAGUCUGUAGAGGAGUGGAAGAAGGAGAUGACGAGCAAGACUGGAGGAGGGCCAGAAAAACACUGACUUUUUUGGGACAAUACCUCAUUUUUUAAUUUUGGGACUUUUACUUUUAUAAAUAUAUAAGUAAAAAAAAAAUUUGGCUGAACAUGUAAAUAAUCUUUAGAUUUUCUAUUUUUUAUUGUGAUUUUCAAUAUUAAAAUGAUAAACACUUUAAAUGUUAGACUAUUUUUACGACCUUGGACACAGAUACAUGUAUUACGUUUUUUAUAACAUGAAUAUAUUUCAACACAGAUUUUUUUCAUAUAUGUUCUAUAAUUUUACGUGUGUAUUAUCACAAAUAUAUUUCACAGCUCAGUGGUUCUUCAUCACAAUUUUAACUACAUUUAAAUUGGUAAUUAUUUAAAAAGAUUUACAUAAUUAGUCUUAAUAGUUUGUAGUAUAUAUGAAUAAGUAUUAUUAUGCAUAUUAUCGCUUUCUUUGUUUCCACUUUUGUAUUCGCACCGAGCGGGAGUCGAACCUACGCACUUGGGACUCCCGAAAUAAACAUUUUUUUUUAAAAAAGAAGAAAAAAGUACGAGAAACCUUAAGAACAAGCGCCAUCCUCCUCCUUAGAGGCCACAACAAGCUCUGAGUCAGUGGAUUUCUUAGACACAACCACAUUUAAAGGGAAGGAUUUCAGCUCCUCCCACACACUGGACGUUAAAGUCUUCUUUAAACCCACUGAUACUCAUGCUUUGCUCCACAAAACGAGCUUCCAUCCGAAGCACACAUUUGCUGGGAUAUUUAAGUCACAAUUGCUGAGGUUUCACAGAAUCUGCACACAACAGAGUGAUUUCCAGGAGGCAAAGAAAAUCCUAUUUUCCACUUUAUCCACUAGAGGGCACUGUCGCACCUUUUUAAGAAAGGUGCACAGAACCUUUUUGGAAGAUAAACCAAUCAAGGUUACAUCACUAUUACCC
This is a messenger RNA of Nothobranchius furzeri (turquoise killifish), 3123 nucleotides long. RefSeq lists its product as uncharacterized. NCBI's taxonomy places the organism in Eukaryota, Metazoa, Chordata, Actinopteri, Cyprinodontiformes, Nothobranchiidae. The record is from RefSeq and is a predicted model, not a curated record.